GGCCCGCUGCCAUGGCGUCUUAUUUUGAUGAACACGACUGCGAGCCGUUGCACCCCGAGCAGGAUGCCCGAACCAACAUGCUGCUGGAGCUCGCAAGGUCCCUUUUUAAUAGGAUGGACUUCGAAGACUUGGGGUUGGUAGUAGAUUGGGAUCACCACCUGCCUCCACCUGCUGCCAAGACUGCAGUUGAGAACCUCCCCAGGACAGUCAUCAGGGGCUCUCAGCCUGAGCUCAAGUGCCCCGUGUGUCUUUUGGAAUUUGAGGAGGAGGAGACUGCCAUUGAGAUGCCUUGCCGUCACCUCUUCCACUCCAACUGCAUUCUGCCCUGGCUGAGCAAGACAAAUUCCUGCCCCCUGUGCCGCCACAAGCUGCCCACUGAUGAUGACACUUAUGAGGAGUAUAGACGAGAUAAGGCUCGCAAGCAGCAGCAGAAGCACCGACUCGAGAACCUCCACGGAGCCAUGUACACGUGAGGUGGCUGGGACGGCACGCCAGUCCUCCUCCACAACACCUUCCUCUUCUGCCUCGAAUUCUCAUUAAAAGCUUCUUUACCCGUCCUGCCGCUCCACUGCUCACAGGCCUGGGCAGGGACCCUGUACCCUCCAGUGGGCCUCUACUGCUAUGGGGGAAGGUGGUCCUGAACCGUAGAAGGUACAAGGCUGCGCAUCCCUCUCUGCCAAGCCUGCUGGCCUCAGGGCAGUAGGGCCCAGGUCAGGAACUUGGCCACCAACCGGACCAGCCAGGGCUUGGGCCUCUGUGUCUGUGGUUGGAAAGCAAAAUGUGUCAGGGUCUGGCAGCCAGUAGUUAGUUAAAAAUGGUAAAGAAAAACUAGCCCAUCAUCUCUCUCCCUCCUCCUGCAAUCUGUAGUCAACCUUAGAAUCCCAGGGGCUUCUGACAGACAUUUUCAAGUUAUUCUCUGUAUCCUCCCUUCCCCAUACCCCUUAGUGUGGAAUCGAGCUUCAAACCAGACUCUGAGCAGGACAGGAAGUGUGAAAGGAUCGAGUUGGCUCUUUAGACUGUUUCAAGGCCCAGAAAGGGCUUCAAGCUCUUGCGGGGUAUUUGGGUAGCACUUGGCAUCCUUUGUUUUUGGCAGUCCUGCUCUCAAACAGCAGUGGGCACUCAGGACCCUCCGUGGGCGCAGAGGCUUUCUCCCAUCCUUUGCCUAGGGAAAGCCAGGAUCAGGCCCUCUCCGACUCUCCAGAACAGACUACAAACAUGCAAAUUAGAAUUCUUUUAAUAGAUAUAUAUAUAAAAA
Mesoplodon densirostris (Blainville's beaked whale) is the source of this 1255-nucleotide messenger RNA. Its product is annotated as E3 ubiquitin-protein ligase RNF181-like. The record is from RefSeq and is a predicted model, not a curated record. The transcript has a single exon. NCBI's taxonomy places the organism in Eukaryota, Metazoa, Chordata, Mammalia, Artiodactyla, Ziphiidae. Gene Ontology annotation, molecular function: ubiquitin protein ligase activity. Gene Ontology annotation, biological process: protein ubiquitination. Bases 12 to 473 code for a protein of 153 amino acids. Gene Ontology annotation, cellular component: cytoplasm.